AUGAACUCUUCGAGAAAGAAUAAAGGACCUGGAGGUUUGAUUGGCCACGUUUUUUCUUGGUCUAUAGAUGACAUAAUGAACAACAAUCUUUACAAGUAUUAUGUUAAUCACAUUGGAGAUACAUUCUCAUCACUAGACUAUUACAUGAACUCAUUCAUUUACCCACUUAUCGAAGAAACGCAUGCUGAUCUACGCUCGAGUAUGACCAAUUUGCACACUGCGCCCGUUGUACCGAUACUUAGCCUUGAUGAGAACAGAGGCUUCAAGGAUCCGGAGAAUUUAUCGUACUUGAUGGAGGUAGAACGGUUUGAACAUGUGUAUGAACCUGAAAAGGGUGACUUGAUUGCAUUAGCAGAAGUGAGGCCAAAGUGUAUAGAUGAUUUGGAUGGGCGUAUGGUAUCGUAUCAUUUUGCGUUGGUUAGAGGCACCAGGGAUGAAUCCACCAACAAGAUUACAAUCUUAUGUUCCAAACUCAUCAUUCCAGACUAUUCAGAUGGCGAGCGUGGUGCUGAAGGAAAUGGACACAAGAUGUUUGCUGUCUAUCUUACAAAUUUGACUACAAAUCUACGGAUAUGGAGCUUUUUGCAUCCGGGGGAAGGAACAAAUACGGCAAUCCUCGACUCUCUUCUCACAUUUGAUCCAUCUAUGGAGGAGAAUUGUAGUGUUUGCUCUGAAAAGAUGGAGAGUACUGAUGUGUCUGAGUCAAGGAAAGUUAUCAAGUCAUUAGGGCUUGAUGAUUCUCAAAGGGAUGCUAUCUUGCAAUGCAUUGCAUUGAGGGAAUGCAAUCAUCGGAAUAGUGUUAAGCUGAUAUGGGGUCCUCCCGGAACGGGCAAAACGAAGACAACUGCUUCGUUGCUGUUUUCCUUGUUCAAGAUGAAGUCCAGGACGGUCACUUGUGCUCCCACCAAUGUGGCCAUAUUAGGAGUUGUCAAGCGCCUGAGGAGCUGUCUGAACGGGACGCUGGAGCAUAAUACCUAUGGAUUAGGUGAUGUGGUUUUGUCUGGAAACAAGAAGCGAAUGAACAUUAUUGAUCAUGAAGAUGUUCAUGACGUCUUUCUUGACUAUCGUAUCUCUGCACUGCUUUAUUGCUUCUACCCGGAAUCUGGAUGGAAAGGUAGCAUUAACAAGAUGUAUCGCCUGCUUGAAUACCCUGACAUUCCGUAUCAACGAUACUUGGAGCAAUUUAAGCUCAAAGACGCUGAAAGUGAGAGUGCAGACGACAACAACAAUAAUAAGAGUGGAGAUGAUCUUGUUGAGAAUGGGAGGUUCCAAGGGAAGUCGAUAAAUGACUUCAUGAAGAAGUUAGUAGCUGAAAAUGCAAAGGAGAACGGGAAGAAUAACAAGAAGAAGGAGAAGGAGAAGAAGAAGAAGAACAAGGCGAGUUCCCAAGAGAGAAGCAAAUCCAAGUGUGAUGGUGAUGGUGAGGGCUCUAAGAGAGCAACCAACGAUGAAGAGAUCGUUCCAUUGGCUUUCGAGGAAUUUUUUGCAAUGGAGUUCUCUAGUAUCUGUGCUAGAAUUGUUGUUAGUACAGAAUUGUUGUACACUCAUAUGCCUACAUCAUGUCUUCCAUUGGAUGAGGUGAUGAAGAUGAUUAAACUUCUUUCUUUGCUUCAAACCAUUGAACAUACCCUUGGUGGCAACAAGUGGUCAAAGGGAACUUUAAUGGGAAAGAACCAAUGUGAUUUAUCUAGGAUUAGGGUCGAGUGUUUGGAACUGCUGAAAUUGCUUUGUGAAAUGGAAUUCCCAAAGUUUUUAAAGCGUCACGAGGUCAGAAACUUUUGCUUGCAUAAUUCCCGAUUGAUCUUUUGCACCGUUUCAAGCUCGGCCAAGAUGCAUGAAACAGCGCCGUUUGAGCUGGCGAUAAUUGACGAAGCUGCGCAGGUUAAAGAAUGUGAAUCCACAAUCACCCUGCAGAUUCCCGGGCUCCGCCAUGCCAUACUGGUCGGCGAUGAGAAGCAGCUCCCUGCAAUGGUUAUAAGCGAGGUUUGUGAGAAAGCUGGAUUUGGGAGGAGUUUAUUUGAGAGGCUUGUGCUAUUAGGCCACAGCAAGCACUUGCUUAAUGUUCAAUACAGAAUGCAUCCUUCCAUAAGCUUAUUUCCAAAUAAGGAAUUCUAUGGAAAUCAAAUUAUGAAUGGCAGGAAUGUCACAUUGAGAACAUAUGAUAGACAGUUUCUCAAGGAGGAGUUAUUUGGAACAUAUUCAUUCAUAAAUGUGACGAAUGGUAGGGAGGAAUUCGAUGCUAGGUAUAGUCGAAAAAACAUCGUUGAAGUUUCUGUGGUUGCUCACAUAGUCUCUAACUUCUACUUUGUUUGGUUAGAAUCUAUGAAAAGUAAGGAGAAGGUUCGUGUAGGCUGCAUCUCACCAUACAAAGGUCAAGUUUUUGCGAUUCAAGAUGCUCUAGGGAAGGCCUACAGCUCUGAUGCCAAAGAUAAGUUUUCUGUAAAUGUUCGAUCUGUUGAUGGCUUUCAAGGUGGUGAGGAAGAUAUAAUAAUAAUCUCUACUGUUCGCUGCAACAGGAAUGGUAAGAUUGGAUUUCUUGAGAAUCUUCAAAGAACCAACGUAGCCUUGACUAGAGCAAGAUACUGUUUGUGGAUCCUGGGCAACGCUGCAACGUUGCAGAACAGUGGCUCUGUGUGGGGGAGGCUAGUCACAGAUGCCAAGACCCGCGGCUGCUAUCAUGAUGCUUUUGAGGACAAAAACUUAAGUCAUGACAUCUGCAACGUGUUGAUCGACCUCGGUCAGCUGAGGUCCUUGUUCGCACCUGAAUCUAUAAUAUUCAAAGAAGCCAAGUGGAAGGUUUGCUUCAGCACUGAAUUCCACGAGUCCAUAACGACACACUGCAGUCCAGAAAUUCUGAAGGAGGCGACUUCUCUACUAAAGAAGCUCUCAAAUGGGUGGCGCCAGCAGCGCGAGGAUGUAGCUGCUAUCAGUGGUGAAGAGCCCUCGUCUCGGUUGCUGCAUCAGGAUGUUGUGAUGGGGCCAGUGAGGCUGUUUUGGACUAUCGACAUUCUGAGAGAGAACUCUACAGACACACAAGUGAUCAAAGUCCUCGAUAUUCUACCGGUAUCCAAAGUAGUAGAAGUUGUCAAGAAAUUCGAUGUUCUUGUUGGGAACUACACUGUCAAUCAAAUGAACCGUUGUCUGUACAAGGAAUCAGAAGGAGGACUAGUCCUGCCUAAGACAUGGCCAGUCGAUCAAGCUAAUUCUAGAAGCAACUACUCUAGUACUGAUCUAGCAACGCAACUAUCAACAAUGAGUUUGGUGAAUGAUCCUAGAAGAAGGAACCAUACAAGGUGGGGGACAAAUCAUUGGGGCAGGGGCAGGGGCAGGGGCAGGGGCAGGAAUUGCUUUUAACCUAUCAUAUGAAACAGUUUCCAAGCACAUUAUGCUCUACAACAGUUGUAUGUAUGGUGUUACUAUGCAACUAUAUAAUUAGAACAUCUAAACAUCGUCACCUUUUGGUUGAAUUUUUGAACAUGCGGAGAUCCCUGA
This is a messenger RNA of Salvia splendens (bonfire salvia), 3492 nucleotides long. RefSeq lists its product as uncharacterized. The record is from RefSeq and is a predicted model, not a curated record. The coding region runs from base 1 to 3354 and encodes 1117 amino acids. Gene Ontology annotation, molecular function: helicase activity. The transcript has 9 exons. NCBI's taxonomy places the organism in Eukaryota, Viridiplantae, Streptophyta, Magnoliopsida, Lamiales, Lamiaceae.